Molecule: messenger RNA, 690 nt
Organism: Quercus lobata
Lineage: Eukaryota; Viridiplantae; Streptophyta; Magnoliopsida; Fagales; Fagaceae
Product: probable UDP-3-O-acyl-N-acetylglucosamine deacetylase 2, mitochondrial
Exons: 4
Coding region: 42-413 (123 amino acids)
Biological process (GO): lipid A biosynthetic process
Molecular function (GO): UDP-3-O-acyl-N-acetylglucosamine deacetylase activity
Source: RefSeq, a predicted model, not a curated record
UACUUAUUUAAAAAAAAAAAAAAAAAUUAUAUCGCAGGUGCAUGCUAUUGGCUGUCAGUGGUUUUCUUCAGCACCCCUGGAUAAUUAUUUUUUACUCCAAGCAGAUAGCUUCAUCAAGAACCUUUUGUGUUUAUAAGCAGGUGGAGCAAAAGCAUUAUUCUGGGCUCAUAAAAGGGGGCUCACUGGACAAUGCCAUUGUUUGUAGUGCCAGCAAAGUUUGGUUGAACCCCCCACUGCGUUUCCCUAACAAACCGUGUCGCCAUAAGGUCUUAGAUCUUAUUGGUGACCUUUCCCUUUUUGCACAGUUUGGCAGUCAAGGGCUUCCAGUGGCACAUAUAGUGGCAUACAAGGGUGGCCGUGCACUACAUACUGGUAUGGUACGUCAGCUAUCAUACAAUCAAGAGAAGACUUGAAAGAAUAUCAAUUAUCAUUACAACCCAAAUGGCAAGGAUCUUGGCUUAUUGAGGGCAGAUGUUGGAAACGUGCAUGUCCUUUGAUGUGUAACAUUAUCUUUGUAAUCUAGCACACUGUCAACUUGUCAAGGAUCUAAUUCACCUCUUUCACCUCCUCCUCUUUUAAUAUGCACAUAAAACCGAUGACAAAUAUAAUUGUUAAUGAGCAUCUAAACUUUUUCUGAUAGAUUUGGUUGUCCCAUAAAAAUGGAACAGUUAUGAUUAUGUUUUCAAUAGA